This is a messenger RNA of Cutaneotrichosporon cavernicola, 2154 nucleotides long. RefSeq lists its product as uncharacterized. The coding region runs from base 1 to 2154 and encodes 717 amino acids. Lineage: Eukaryota; Fungi; Basidiomycota; Tremellomycetes; Trichosporonales; Trichosporonaceae. The transcript is spliced from 4 exons. Gene Ontology annotation, molecular function: protein binding. The record is from RefSeq and is a predicted model, not a curated record.
AUGGGCUACAAAGGCUCCAGCAAUGGACCCCUCUCCAAUGUGGAAGAAUAUGGGGACGGGCAAGAUGAACGACGCGAGUCGAGUCGUGACUAUGCCGAACCACUCGAACUGCCAGAAUUACCGCAGCUCGACUUUGGAGACCCGGCUUCCAUGCCCUCAUUCCUUCCCCCAUCCUACCAGGCCGCAACGACUCCCAACUCGCCCAUCAUUCCAACCCAACCCAUGCCUCAGCCACAUAUUCCCCAGCAAGCGUACGGCCACAAUCGCGGCCCGUCUGGUGGCGGGAGAGAGCACCCGCCGUACGCCCCAGUCGACUACCCGAGCCAGCUCUCCUACGACUACUCGGACAGUCCCACUCCAGCGGACGGCAGGUUCUCGACACACAGCGCGAACAGCAAUGAGCUGAGCAACGACUUCUCCAACAUGCGGUUGGCCAGCAACGGACCGCAGCCCCGAGUGCCGGCACCGUCAGCGUACGCCGGACCCUACGGCCAGCUGCCUGCCUCUGGCCUUCCUCCUCGAGGGCGCUCCGUCACAGGCGGGCAUCGUCCUCUGCAGCAGGAUGAUCCUGCAGCCAGUGUCUACAGCCUCGACACGGGUAUGAACGCGUACGCACAGCCGCCAGUUCCCCAACAGCGGCAGAUGCCAUACCCCAGCCAAGGCGGGCCACCUUCUCGAAGCGCGUCUAGCGGAUGGCCAAACCAGCCGCAACCGUACACGCCACGAGGACCCGGACAGGCGCCGGUUCCCAACGUCAAUAAUCCAUACUACUCGGCAGCGAACGAUUUCGUUGGGUUGCCGCCAGCUCAGGGUAUGGGAGGGGCAUUCCCAGGGCAGGCAGGUGGCCCCAUUCCUGUUCAAGGGCCAUCAAGGCAAGCCAGCAUGUCCAACCUGGUGCGGACCAACACGUCUCGCUCAACCAUAUCUCUCUCGUCAAUUUCGUCUGCGCCCAGGAUGCCCAUCGAGUCUGUAGGCGCGUCCUCCACUCGUCGACGAGGCGGCGCCGCAGCGAUCGACGUCAGCAAGCCGCCGUAUACGCGAGAGUUUGUGGAAGACUAUCGGAAUCGUAUGAAGGUGGAUCCCGAUCCAGAGGCGCAGUUUGCCUUUACCAAAUAUCUCAUCGAGGCUGCCAAGAAGCUCGGAGACGAGAUUUCGUCGACCGAUCCACGACAGGGCCGCAAGUACCGCGACUCGCUGCUCGCCGAGAGCCUGCGCAAUGUCAAAAAGUUGGCCGAGGGCAAGGAGCCGUACGCCGACGCGCAGUUCUUCCUCGCCAACUUGUAUGGCACAGGGCAGCUGGGCUUACAGGUCGACCACGAGAGGGCCUACUACCUCUAUUUGAUGGCGUCCAAAUUGAAUCACCCUGCUGCGACGUACCGUGCGGCCGUGUGUUGUGAGUUGGGCGCAGGGGUCAAGCGAGACCCGAACCGCUCGGUCCUCUUCUACCGCAAGGCUGCGGCGCUCGGUGACACGGCGGCAAUGUACAAGCUGGCGUUGAUCCUACUCAACGGUGUCAUGGGCCACCCACGCAACCCGCGUGAGGCGUUAGUGUGGUUGCGCCGUGCCUCAGCACAAGCCGACGAGGACAACCCGCACGCACUGCACGAGCUGGCGCUACUCCACGAACGGCCAAACAACGGCACAAACGGUGUCAUUCCGCACGACCCCAUUGCUGCACGUGAGUAUUUAACUCAAGCAGCUCAGCUCGGCUACGCCCCUGCCCAGUUCAAGCUCGGCUCGUGUCACGAGUUUGGCACACUCGGCUUCCCGAUCGACCCGCGCCGCAGUAUUGCGUGGUACACGCGUGCGGCGGAGCGUGGCGACGCCGAGGCCGAGCUAGCCCUCAGCGGCUGGUACCUCACAGGCUCAGAGGGCGUGCUUAAGCAGUCGGACACCGAGGCCUACCUGUGGGGCCGCAAGGCUGCAAACAAGGGUCUUCCCAAGGCCGAAUAUGCGGUUGGAUACUACACGGAGAUUGGUAUCGGCGUCAAACAGGACAUGGAGCUGGCCAAGCGGUGGUACAUGCGGUCAGCGAGCCAGGGCAACAAGCGAGCGAUGCAGCGCCUCGCAGAGUUGAACAGCAACCGGGGCAUCAAGGGCAGCGGCAAGCGGCCGACACGCAAGGAUGCCGAGGGAGAAUGUGUAGUCAUGUAG